AUGAGCAUCUCAGAGGCGCGAGAGGCAUCCCAUAACCGGUUGUUUUCGCCCUCGGUAGCUCGGGCCAUUGCUGCUCAGCUUAUCCAAGCCGUUGCCUUCAUGCACUCUCGUGGUGUCGUUCAUGCAGAUCUUCAUGAGGCCAAUAUCCUUCUUCGGCUGCCCAGUUCUAUCGACAACCUUACUCCGGACCAACUCUAUAAGAGGUAUGGGCAGCCUGAGCUCGAGCAAAUAACACGGCUGGACGGAAAACCUCUGGAUCCGUGGGUGCCUACCUUUGGUGUCGUACCAAUCUGGUUUGGAGACGCCAGUGACACUAUGUCGCUCGCCGACUCACGCAUCUUCUUAAUCGACUUCAGCGAAUCAUUCCAGCCAGCAGUUGACAUACGACAAUCUUCUCACACACCCUUCGUAUUAAGAUCCCCAGAGAUACUAUUAGAGCCCACGGCACAGGUUUCCUUCCCUGCUGAGAUCUGGAGUCUUGCAUGCGCAGUCUUCGCUAUUAUAGGUCAGAGGCCCUUGUUCGAAACUUGGUUCCCAACGAGUUGGGCCAAUCGCAAACAAUGUUUCGAUGAUCAACUUCGAAGACUUGAUGGAUCGCCGCGUCGGUUGCUGGAAGACCGGUUGGAGGAUUCAAUCCAAGAGCCACGAAGACAAGCUGAAAUAUCAGAGAUGGACGAGGAAGAGAAGCAAGCGUUUCUUGUACUCUUGAAGUCGAUGUUAUCAUUCAGGCCGGACGAUCGACCUUCAGCGCAACAGGUACUUGAGUCUAGUUGGAUGCAGAAAUGGGCUCAACCGGCGUUUGAGUCGAUGAAGGACAAUCUCAAAACAUAA
This is a messenger RNA of Cucurbitaria berberidis CBS 394.84, 831 nucleotides long. RefSeq names its product kinase-like protein. Gene Ontology annotation, molecular function: ATP binding; protein serine/threonine kinase activity. Gene Ontology annotation, cellular component: cytoplasm; nucleus. Gene Ontology annotation, biological process: intracellular signal transduction; protein phosphorylation. NCBI's taxonomy places the organism in Eukaryota, Fungi, Ascomycota, Dothideomycetes, Pleosporales, Cucurbitariaceae. Bases 1 to 831 code for a protein of 276 amino acids. The record is from RefSeq and is a predicted model, not a curated record. The transcript has 3 exons.